AUGCUCUCCUCAACACGCUCCAGCCUGCGCCUUUUAACCGCACGUUCGUCACGCUUCGUUCCCCGCGCGACUUAUACCUCCACGGCCCCCCGUCUCUCCGAAAAAUCCGACAAUGGUGUUCCGACCACUCACAAAAAGGUCACCAGCACGCCGGAGUCGCACACGGUGCCCUCGGAUUCAAUAGAGCGUGCGGACAAGGCUGUGCAGAUGCAGGCCCCGAAUAGAGAAGUUACAUGGGCGAAGAGCCAACAGCCAAGGGAGGCUGCUAUGUCUGGGCCUAGAUUUGAGCAGACCACCAUGGAGUACCAGCCACGACCGUAUGCCGCAAUUGAAUUGAUCCACAGACAGCCUGUGAGAUGGACGAAAGAAAGAGUCGUUUCUUGCGAUGGAGGUGGUGGACCAUUGGGCCACCCAAAAAUCUUCAUCAACACCGAUAAACCCGAGAUUGCGGUCUGCGGCUACUGUGGACUUCCCUUCGCGAAUGAACAUAACCGCAAGUUUCUUGAAUCUCUUCCCCAAACAUCGUACCCCCUGGAGCCUGUUGGACAUCCAGCCGAAGUUCCGGAAUCGCAACGAGUUACAGAUGGCGCAUUUGAACAGCGGUAG
Ophidiomyces ophidiicola is the source of this 606-nucleotide messenger RNA. RefSeq lists its product as uncharacterized. The coding region runs from base 1 to 606 and encodes 201 amino acids. The transcript is spliced from 3 exons. NCBI's taxonomy places the organism in Eukaryota, Fungi, Ascomycota, Eurotiomycetes, Onygenales, Onygenaceae. Gene Ontology annotation, biological process: mitochondrial electron transport, NADH to ubiquinone. The record is from RefSeq and is a predicted model, not a curated record.